Molecule: messenger RNA, 1484 nt
Organism: Paramisgurnus dabryanus
Lineage: Eukaryota; Metazoa; Chordata; Actinopteri; Cypriniformes; Cobitidae
Source: RefSeq, a predicted model, not a curated record
CGCACAUGUUCAGUGUAAAUGUCAAGAGCUGUAGACUUCAGUAAACCACACUAAAGACUUUAUUAUCACUGCCGUAAAGUGGAACUGAAAUGCUUCUCGUGUUUGUUUUCUUCUGCCGUUUGGUUUGUGUGUUUGGUGAUGAAGUGAAGUCAGUGUCAGUGAUGGAGGGAGAUUCUGUUACUCUACACUCCAAUGUUACUAAAAUACAGAGAAAUUAUGUGAUACAGUGGAUGUUUGGACCUCAAGAGACUCUCAUAGCUCGAAUCAAUAAAGCAGCUAAUAAGACAACAAUUAAUGACACUGUUCUUGACGGGAGAUUCAGAGACAGACUGCAGGUGAAUAAUCAGACUGGAGAUCUCACCAUCACAAACAUCACAACUCAACACACUGGACUUUAUCAAAUAACCAUCAGUGGCAAACAGAAGAUCUCAUACAGAUUCAAUGUUACUGUCUAUAAUCAGAUUCAGUUAUUCAUUACAGGACUCACCUCAGGUCAUAAAGUUGUGAUCUGUUGUGCUGCUGUUGGAUCUCUGAUGAUUGCAGUUGUGAUCUUCUGGAUCUACAGGAAACACACAAACAUAGAAGCAACAGUUCAGAGCGGUGAAGUGGAGAUCACGUACGCAGAACCAUCCUUCUGUAAAAGACAAACACAUAAACCGAUAGCUCCAAUGGAGGAUGAGGUGGUGUAUGCAGGCUUUCAAUAAAACGAACAUUGAAGGAGGAAAUGGGGAGGAGGAGGGAUGCCAGAAAAAUAGCUGCUGGACCCAGAGGCCGGAAGGCUGCCUUAUACGCCCAUAAUAAUGAUUGCAGGCCUGAAUGUAUAGGUUCUCUCGAACCUACGUUUAAAACUACAUUUAACAAAUUUGAUUGCCUUUCACUUCAAAACCUAUAAGUGCAUGCAAAAGUCUUGUGUCACUCUUCACUGUCCUGAAUAAAAACAAAAGGCUCAGAAAUUCAGCCAAUAUCCUGAUAUAUGUUCAGUAAAUCUCCUUUAACGAUUUAAAACUCUUCCACCUUGACAUGCGCGUGUCGUCGAUCUUGGGAUUUGUCUAACAUGCAACUUGAUUUUUUAUCUUGAAAAUGCGACUUGAAAAUGCUGUUUUAUUUAUGACACAUACUGAGCAAUGCAGACAACUGGUCUCUCCAUACAAGAGGCGUCUAGAAGCUGUAAUCACCAACAAAGGCUUUUCUAGAAAGUAUUAAAUAAAGUGUGUUACUUAUUCCCUAUCAUUUCACUUUAUUUAUUAUGACUCAACUUGUAAACUUAAAUGUUCUGAUGUCUUUGUAUGAAUUCAAUAUUUGGCUUGGUGGCUACAUCUGGUGGAAAUUUUGUGUCAAUAGCCCACUUAGAAAUCCCCUUACUGAUAAAAAUGCUAAUGUGUCAAAUACUUAUUUUCCCCACUGUAUAUCCGAGUGAAACGGCUUCUGAAAUGAUUGGAUCGUGUUGCUUAAUGCUAGUCACCGCAAUCUAUUCCUGGACCUUA